Molecule: messenger RNA, 495 nt
Organism: Staurois parvus
Lineage: Eukaryota; Metazoa; Chordata; Amphibia; Anura; Ranidae
Source: the annotation of a GenBank genome assembly
GAGGAACACACCAACAAACAUUCUGUAAUCAUUGAAAAAAACAAUUGCUGGGAGAUUAUCGCAGAAAAGUACAACGCUUUGGGAGGAGGACGUCCGCCGCGCACGGCGCAAGGCCUGCGCACACUUUACAAGCGGCUGAAGGAGUACGGCAAGCAAGAGCUGCUCCAGUGCAAGACGACACAGGCGGACUAUCAUAGCACGGUGUCCGAAGCCACCAAGAAACUUGUGGAAAUUAUUCCUCAGUUUGGCAAUGUGUGUUUUGGAAGAGAUCUCAACGGAUUGUCAAGUGAAUCAAUACAUGCAGAGUCUGAACCGGUAAUUCAUUCUCUGCCAACGCCAUUACCAGAUCAGCAUGCCACAGUUACCGUGCAGCUAGAGUCAGAGGAGGAUGUAAAGCCUCCACCAUCCGUGCUCAUACCUCCUCAGCCCGAAGCAUCUCUAGAAGAUGGCGAGGAUCAGGAAUUUGAACAGUCCCUAGACAGAUCAUUAUCCCCG